UUGCUCCUCCAGAACUUUUACAUAAUCUGAGCCCCCGUUUUGCUAGAAAUUCGGUUAACCAAGAGAUGUCGUUCACACAAGUCGCACGUAGCUGCGGCCGAUUUGCGGCUGCCCUGAGCACAGUUCGCAUCGCCAGUGCCGUUGUUCAGACGCAGUCUAGGAUGUUGCACCGGAUUGCCGUGCCUGCCAUGGGCACUCAGCUCACCCAAAAGUUCACAAUGCGCAACUACUCGGCCAGGAAUACCAUUGAAGAAAUUGAGCAUCGUGUGUUAAAAGUCGUGUCCGCCUACGACAAAGACAGCAGAUGUCGCUGGCAAACGCAAUCGGUGCGCAGUUACUCGGCGAAACCGCCAUUGUCACUGAAGCUUAUCAACGAGCGCGUCUUGCUUGUGUUGAAGCUGUACGAUAAGAUCGAUCCCAGCAAGCUCAACGUGAACUCGCACUUCAUUAAUGAUCUUGGACUGGACUCUCUGGACCACGUUGAGGUCAUCAUGGCCAUGGAGGAUGAGUUUGGCUUUGAAAUUCCAGACUCGGACGCAGAGAAGCUUUUGAAACCUGCCGACAUCAUAAAAUAUGUGGCCGACAAGGAGGACGUAUAUGAUUAAAUGUAACGCGAAUCCAUUAAAAGAUUACACUAAUUUUAAAUGAAA
Messenger RNA from Drosophila novamexicana, 650 nucleotides. RefSeq names its product acyl carrier protein, mitochondrial (gene ND-ACP). Gene Ontology annotation, cellular component: mitochondrion. Bases 66 to 605 code for a protein of 179 amino acids. Gene Ontology annotation, biological process: fatty acid biosynthetic process. Gene Ontology annotation, molecular function: acyl binding; acyl carrier activity. The record is from RefSeq and is a predicted model, not a curated record. Lineage: Eukaryota; Metazoa; Arthropoda; Insecta; Diptera; Drosophilidae. The transcript is spliced from 5 exons.